Nematocida major is the source of this 2175-nucleotide messenger RNA. RefSeq lists its product as uncharacterized. The record is from RefSeq and is a predicted model, not a curated record. The transcript has a single exon. Lineage: Eukaryota; Fungi; Microsporidia. Bases 1 to 2175 code for a protein of 724 amino acids.
AUGGAAGAUAACCAACACAUUAGAUUAGAUCUAGACGAACUGAAGCACAGCCUACUGCAAGAGCUGGAAAACGUCAAAACAGGAUAUUCGAUAGACAGAGUCCUAGCAGCCCUCUCCUCCCGCGUAAAAACCUCCCUCAAAGAUAUCCCAGAGGAAAAGCGUACUAAAAUCAACGAGUUAGUAUACACAUUCCUGGAGAAUUCUCUCAAAAAAACAUUCGGGAUAAUAGCUAAAACACACGGCGUACUAACUCCUGGCGUAGUUGAAAUCCUCACGAAAGAAUCCACAGCAGAAUCCCCCUGCCCACUCACACAAGAACUCUCCAUCCUACACAAAGAAAUAGAGAGUUUCAUUCUAGAGCAGGAACUGGAGUGCGAAGGCUAUGUCUAUAGAGUUAUCUCUAAGAAGAGAGAAAUGCUUUCUCACCUACAGAGACUCCACAGCACCAUCAUCUCCUACUGCACGGAAGUCCUCCAGAAUAAAACAAUAAAAAAAUUCGACAACUCCGGGCUCGAACUCGCCCUCUCCAAAGAAGCAGCCAAAGUAGAAGAAGCCAAGCAGGCUCUAGAGAGUCUUUCAGCUGAAAAGGAGGAAAACGGCCUCUCUCUGUACAACGUCAUGAUGAAAAAAGAAGAAAUGCGCAGGGUAUAUCUUGUUUUGUAUUGGGACAUAUACGCUUUAAAAAGAGUAGAUGAUAAGUUCAAAAUGUAUGCCUAUAAUAGCACGCACAUUUCUAACGUAUACUUCUACAUGAAAAAAAUAGCGGAAGAAAAGAAGGGAAAGCAUAUAUCCCCAGAGGAAGUGGAUUUUUUAGACUCUGGCUGGGCACAUAGCGACAAGAUGUGCUCUAUUGAGGAAGCACGGGAGAAGAUAAAAUCUGCUGAGAAAGAGUGUUUUAGUGAGGGAAAGCGCAUGUUUGAGCGUGCAGAGAAGAUGUGGAAUGGAGCUGAUAAGGUGAUAAAGAAUGUGCGCGAGUAUCUCGAGAGUAUAUUCGCCCAGGGCCCAGUGUAUGAGCUUAUGAAGAUAGUUGAGAUCGCUGAAGAGAAGGUGAAAAAUUUGCAAGAACCUGAAAAAACGGAAAUGAAAAAAUUCAGGGAUGAGCUGGAGGAGUUUAUCUCCCAGGCAAAAUUGCUUCAGGGCUCUCCCAUAGAGGUUUUAGGCGAAGUUUCCAAAAGUCUGAGCGCGGAUUCUUUACUGGAGACGCUGUCUAGUCCGUCUAUACGAAAAAAGCUAGCACAUUUUAACAAAUCUUUUGAGAAAAUUCAGGUUAAGUUUCCAAAUUCAGAUGCGUACUUUAGCUACAGAAAAGCUGUGCAGAACCUGACAGGCUUUUUAAACAGAAGCAGGCGUGGGUACAAAGAGCACUUAAUGAAGGCAGAGAAAUCUCUUGCAUUGUUGCAGGAAGUUGGUAGGGGCGAGACCACGGAUGCCCGGUAUAUCAGGGUUUCUGAGUAUGAAAAAUUUGCAGAGGAAAAUCCAGCACCUGAUUUUUCAGGUUCUAUCGAAGACAUAUCGUCUGAGACUCUGGAAAGUGGAGUCACUCCGCGUGAGAUAGAAGCUAUGCUUUCAUCCCUGAGAGCAGUCCAGAAAGCAUGCAUAAAAGAGCUAGGCGAUAAAGGCAGAACAGAGAUUGAGAAAAUAGGGCUGAAGAAAAGUCUAUCGGAAAUUAAAGAAGAGAUACAGGUUCUUGAACAGAAACUUCUUCCACUUGCAAACUUAAGCGAGGAACAGGCCAAAAAGGGGGAGUGUAUUCGAUACGCGUAUCUGACAAAGUACAAAAGCGAGACUCUUAAGCAGAUGGCCGUGCUUGAGGAGAGUCUUGAGACUGAAAUUGUCCCACUGGCUUCGGAGAUUGUGAAGAAAAUUGAGAAAAUCCCGAACAACCCAGAAUUUAAUAAAAAAGUGAAAGAAAUGCUUGAGAAAACAGCGGAGAAGGAGCCAAAUUCUGUUUUGAAUACGAAAUCCAUCCUGGAAAGUGAACACUUGUGGGCGAAGCUGCCACGUGUGAUAGUUCAGCUCGAUAAGAAGAUAGCUGAAACUUUGGGGGGAAGUUCGAGUGAGAGAACUCGUAGAAAACUCCAUUAUUCUCUUACGCUUCAAAAUUCGAUCUUUGCGCUUUUCUUCGUCUUUAUGCUCCUGUCUCUGGGGCUGGUGUGCAGUUCAGAAUUUGCAUAG